AUGCCCUUCCUCGUCCACCGCCGUAACAGCCCACCCGUCGUGGAGGUUCAUCUCCCUUCCGAGAAAGAGAAAGAGACACGGUCGAUGUCCCGCUCUUUCUCUCGCAAGGAGAGACUGCGCGACUCCCUCAUCCACCUCUCACGCUACUUCUCCCGCCCGAAAUCGGCGUUCACCGUCCCCUCCUUAUCCUCCUCCCUCUCCUCGCGCUCGUCGGAUGAGUCAGGAAGAUACUCCGACUUUCCACCGCAGAAGGAGAAGAUCGUUCUGCAGAAGACGAGCACGCCGGAAGGAUUCGUCGUCAUCAGCAAGAAGCUGCAGUCGGGCAGCACCCUCCCGCUCACAGUAGCGGGGAACGACCGACUAUCGGUGCAUCAUGAGCACGUCCGAAGCAUGUCUGUCGCCCGUAGGCGCGCUCAACCCGUGCCGCCGCCCAGCAAGGCCCAGCUCGCAGCGCUCAAAGUCUACGCGGAGAAAGCGCUCCCUCCACUGCCCAUGUCCCGCCCAGCUAGCACCACGCUCUCCCCUACUCCGCCAACAAUGGCCAUCCCUCCUCCGGCAUACUUCAGCCCUCGGCGGGUGAACACCAUCUCCGAGCGGUCAACGUCCCAGACAGUUCACAUGGCCAGCCCGACCAGAGCGCGUCAACGGACUUCCCUCCGGCCCAAGACCCCCAAGACACCAAAUAACACCGACUCAUUCCUCUCCUUCUCCGCGACUCCACCACGACGAUACUCCUUCCGCGCAGCAGGGGGCGUGGUGCGCACGAGCUUCCUCUCGCUCACGCCUAGCCCGCCGCAGGCUAAGAGGCCUCAGCCUGCGCACCGGUACUCUACCACAAGCCAGCGGAUGGGCUUACCGGAAGGGGCGGUACUCCCUCCUGGACGGGUGGAGCUGCGUGCGGAUACACCGAUCACGGCACUUGCAUUUCGUCCUCUGUACCAGCAUCCGUACGCUACCGCUACCCCUGCACCUGAACGACAUUCUGGCAGAUACGACUGA
Messenger RNA from Dacryopinax primogenitus, 999 nucleotides. RefSeq lists its product as uncharacterized. The record is from RefSeq and is a predicted model, not a curated record. The transcript has a single exon. Lineage: Eukaryota; Fungi; Basidiomycota; Dacrymycetes; Dacrymycetales; Dacrymycetaceae. Bases 1 to 999 code for a protein of 332 amino acids.